UAAACGAAUCGCCAUGAGGUAGAAGGUAGGGAAGCGCCUAGAGCCUAAGUCGUAUGUUUAUAUAUUGCGCCGAAGUAGUGAUUCGUCCUAGUCAAUUGACUCUUGUCCCUCCUUAAACUGUUUCAGUCCAAUAACUUCCAAUAACUUCAACUUUUAUCACCAACUUUUAUAUCCUUAGAGGACUUAUAAGAUCCGGAUAUCUGGAUAGUUCUUGAUUUCCGACUCAUCGAUUAAAACAAACCUACCUACGAGGUACAUACCAAAAAAUCUAUAAUGUCGAGAUCCAGACUGCCCCUCGUCCUCGGCCUGACGGCUGCAGGUGGUAUUGGUUACUACCUGUAUAGCGCCGGCGGCAACACCAAAGUUGCCCAGAAGAACGCUGAAGCCGACGCUCACAGAAUUUCUGCCCAGUUCAAAUCAGAGCUGCCCGGUCGAGGAGAUCAGGCUAAGAAAGACGUCGAGAAGUACGGCGCUGAAGCCGGCGCAAAGGUCGACAAGACUAUUCACAAGACAGAAUCCGAGCUGCGAAAGGCGGCUGCUGAUGCCGAGGCCUACGCAAAGGAUGCCAAGGCCGCUGCUCUAAAGAAGGUGGACGAGUUCGACAAGAAGGUCGAAACCGAAGCGUCCAAGGCCAAGAGUGGCAUCUCUAGCUGGUUCGGCGGAAAGUAAACGGGUCGGCGGGUGCUCGUUGUUCUGGUUUAGGUGACAUGGGAUUAGGGUCGGGUUUGAUGACGGAGGAUCAUCCAAAAUGGCCGAACGGAUUAUUCUAUACGAUUGACGUCUAUACGCAUCAUCAUAAUUAUCCUCAUUGCUAGCUCUCUAG
Daldinia decipiens is the source of this 823-nucleotide messenger RNA. RefSeq lists its product as uncharacterized. The coding region runs from base 274 to 669 and encodes 131 amino acids. NCBI's taxonomy places the organism in Eukaryota, Fungi, Ascomycota, Sordariomycetes, Xylariales, Hypoxylaceae. The record is from RefSeq and is a predicted model, not a curated record. The transcript has 3 exons.